Molecule: messenger RNA, 4850 nt
Organism: Anolis sagrei ordinatus
Lineage: Eukaryota; Metazoa; Chordata; Lepidosauria; Squamata; Anolidae
Gene: RASSF5
Product: Ras association domain family member 5
Biological process (GO): signal transduction
Cellular component (GO): nucleus
Source: RefSeq, a predicted model, not a curated record
CUCUUUUGCAGGUCCCUUUAAGAGCGCCUGCGCUGCCGGCCAGGUCGCUCUCUCGCAGACUCGGAGGAAGGAAAGGAGCAAGGAAGGGCGGGCGGGCUGCUUCUCUCUCUCCCUCUCUGCUCCUCUGGGGCCAUGGCCAUGGCUUCUCCGGCGGUGGGGCAGUUCCCCCCGUAUCCGCCGCUGCUUCUGGACAAGGAGCAGCAGCGCUUCCUGCAGAGCCUCAGCGCCUCGGAGAGGAAGAAGCUCCGCAAGCGCUCCCUGCCCGCCGGCAAUAGCGACCUCCUGCAUCCGCAGCAGCAGCAGCAGAGGAGGAAGAAGAGGCAGGCCGGGGGGGGCAUGGAGGGGGGCGAGGAAGAGGAGGACGAAGGAGAGGAAGGCGCCCAGGAGGAGCAGCAGCAGGAGGAGGAGCAGGAGGAGGAGGAGGAGGAGGGAGGGCAGGGGCGCAAUGCGGAGCCGCCGCGGGGCGCCAACCUGCGCCUCAUCCUCGAGCCUCCCGAGGAGCCCUCGCCCGCCAAGCCCGCCUCGCUCCCCUCUCACCCGCACCACCACCACCACCACCACCAGCGGCUCCGGCUGAAAUGCGGGGCUCCCCGGCUACUCCCCGACGUGCGCACCAUCUUCGAGCAGCCCCGGGACCCGCGCGUCCGGCCCGAGAAGGGCGAAGGGCACCGCUUCCAAGGCUUCGCCCUCGUCUGGCGCGGGUGGUGCGACCUGUGCGGGAGGGAGGUCCACCAGCGGGGCCUCCGCUGCGCCAACUGCAAGUACACCUGCCAUCAGGAAUGCAGGAACCUCAUCCAGCUGGAUUGCAGUCAGCAGGAAGGGCAACCACGCAACAAACCAUCUCCAGAAAACACAUUAACACAAAAUUAUAGUCAGAAUGUAACAAAAACAGUGGAAGAAGAAAAACUUAAAGCUCCUACCACCCAAGAGCUGAAGGAGAAGAUUGAUAAAUACAAUUCCAAAGUCAACAAUUGCUUGCUGAUGAAGAUGAAUGAUGAUGGAACUUACACAGGUUUCAUCAAAGUACACUUGAAACUUCGCCGGCCAGUGACAGUCCCAGCAGGGAUCCGGCCACAGUCCAUCUAUGAUGCCCUCAAGGAGGUCGACUUGGCCAACAUGACAGAGAAGAGAACAUCCUUCUACCUGCCGCUGGAUGCCAUCAAGCAACUUCACAUCAGCAGCACCACCACUGUGAGUGAAGUAAUCCAGGGACUUCUGAAGAAAUUUAUGGUGGUUGACAACCCACAGAAGUUUGCACUUUUCAAACAGAUGCAGAAAGAUGGCCAAGUUCUGUCUCAGAAACUCCCUGUAACAGAAUAUCCUUUAUACCUCCGGCUGCUAGCAGGUCCCGACACAGACAUUCUGAGUUUUGUGUUGAAAGAAAAUGAAACUGGGGAAGUUGAGUGGGAUGACUUCUCUAUUCCGGAGCUACAGAAUUUCCUAGUAAUACUUGAAAGAGAAGAAAAAGAGAAAAUCCAGCAAGUGCAGAAGAAGUAUGACAAGUUUAAACAAAGGCUGCAGGAGGCCUUGAAAGAAGCUAAUGAGAAGCCUGGAUAACCAAGUCUGGUAAUGUGGCUAGUGAUAAACUAAAAAAUUAAUAUAUAUACAUAUACUAGUAUAUUUAAAAACAAAACAAAAAUAUCACCCAACCAAGACUUUUCUUCUCAGGACACUUUUUCGAUUUGGCUGCAGUCCACAGCGUGCUUAGAAUUGGUUUUACAAAAUGGAAAAGGAUGUCCCUGUCCACUGGCCCUUCAGACACCAAAAAUCGAAUGCUGCAUCUCCUUCUGAGGUGGUCAACCUGAAUGGCAUAUUCAGGAAACUUUACAAUAAAUGUUGAAUGUGCAAGGAAUUGGUUUGCAUAUGGUACAAAUGCUAAGGGCCAGCCCCAAACUACUAUCUUCCUUUUCCCACAUCCCAAUACCUCACCUGCUGGAUUUGUGUGUACGUGUGGCAGAAGUGCAAUGAAUGUGCUCUCUUGUGGUAACUUCACCACAAGAGCUACUGAAAGGUCUACAUCAGCCCAUGAAGUAUCCCUGCUCUGAUACAUAUGGACACUGUGGGCUCUACAGUGUAGAGGAUGCCAAAUAGACUGUUGCGCCAUAUGAAGAGAACAGAUGCCAAGGAAGCUGUAGAUGUACAGCAGGUCUUGAUGGUGCUAGAGUGCUUUGGCCUUGAGUUAUUAUUUCUAUUUUCUCAGGGGAAAAGGGGAUCUUUUUUGAGGGUGUGUGUGGGUUGUGUUCUUGAUCAUGCUCCCCAGCCUAAUAUUUUAAACAUAUUCAUAAGUUUGGAAGCACUUCUUCUUAUGCAGCCAGAACAGGGACCAGUAUCAACAGAUCGGAGAACUGACUUUGAGACUUUCCCCUUAAGACGUUCAAGAUGUUAGUCAUCAAACAGCUUGAAAGUAACACCAAGACCUUGAAGGAAACUGGAAAUGAUAUUGAGUUGACCCAGUUAUGGGCUCACAAUAUUAAUAGUAGGUGAGCUAAAAAAUCUGCAACUGCCCAGUCUCAGUUGGCGAUCUCCCCGAUGUUGGAUUUUCAACCUGCAACCUACAAUAUUUGAUUUAGAGGUUCUGCUAAAGCAGGUGUGAGAAACCUGUGACACACCCAAGUCUUGUUAGACUCCAGAUAACAGCAAAUUGAAUAGGGAAGAGGGAGUUUGUGGCAGAAGACCUGCCUGCUUCUGUGAAACACCAAAGGAAAGUGAUCAGUAAAGGUGAACCUGUGCAAGUCAUCAAUGCAACAAGUGAUAAUUCUGCUUAUGGGGGACAUUCCUCUGUCUUCAGUGGUGUCAUUGGGCCCUUCCAUUUAGAUAAAGAUUUAAAAAGUAAUGUGAGACUUCAGCUGGAGUUAGGAGACAUGGCCAGAGCACUUAAGUGUCAAACAAUGCUGGAAAACUUACUUAGAGCUCCUUAUGUUUUGCACAGAGCUUUCUGCUCGUAACUCUUUUCAUCUUACACUUGGAGACAGACUUGGAUAUUCCUCAGCUAUUGCUGCAGUUGUGGAAGUGGCUAGCACUGUCCUUAUCAUUCUGUCAAGUAGACAGACAUUCGACAGCAAAAUAGCUCUAUUUUUGACUGCAGCUAUAGCUGCCACUUUCAGGCAAGCUGCUAACAGCUUGCUUGCUGUCAAAUUAGGACAGAAAGAAAUGUUAUUUUCCUGCUUACCUCUAAGAAAGUGUCUUACAGAAUCAAGAAAAUGCUUUCCCAUGUUCUAAGGCCCCCCUCCCCAAGUGUAUUACAGUUUAAUUUAAUUUUUAAAACUACUUCUGUUUGGGGUUAAUUUCAAAAUCUGUGCUGGCAAGCCAAACAAAUGUAUGGGAAGUGCCCUGGCAGCAACAGUCAUUCUCCUUAAAAAACCCAAGAGGUACAAGUAGAAAAACCCCUAACAAUCUUACCCUGUUUCUCCCUUGAUUUAAAACAGGAAGUGUAACCUGCCCAUUAAAUUUGCCUGUAUAUUGUGUUAUUUGUGUUGAGCCCCCUUAACUCAUAAAGUCAGAAAGCCGAGCCAGAACUUGUGGCAUUGUAGCAGAUAUCUUAAACUAGUGGAUCUCAACCUGUGGGUCCCCAGAUGCUUUGGCGUUCAGAACUCCCAGAAAUCCUAACAGCUGGUAAAGCGGCCAGAAUUUCUGGGAGUUGUAGGUCAAAACACAUGGGGACCCACAGUUUGAGAACCACUGCCUCAAACCAAAGCUUUAUUGGACCAGGUAAAGAGACAAAAGGUUUGUUUCCUUCUAUGGGGGCACUGAGGAAGCAGUACCUUGCAGCAGUAAGGUAGCAUAAGGAGAGCAUGAAGUAUUUAGAAAGAAGCACCUGUGAAAUGCUGAACCAAGAAGAAAAGGCACUUCCCAAUCACUGUGGAAAUACAUGGCUGUGCACACUGAGGAGGGAGCGCAGUUCCUUCAAUAGUAGUACUACUAAGAUUGAGAACCAAAAAACAAAAACAAAAACCCAACAACAACAUCCCAAACUUGAAGGCAGUAUCUGUAUGCCAUUGAUACCUUCUACCUAGCAAUGUUGCAUAUUUAAUUUUUGUUUUCUCUUUUAUGCUUAAUGGGAAAAAAAUAUCACCUUAGCUUUUCAGUGACUGGCACUCUUCAUCCUUCCCUCCCCAUCCCUCAAAUAUUUAGGACAUUUUUAUAGAAGGCAUGGCUUCUUAUGCAAUUUAUGUAAGUGCUGCUGACUAAGCCUCCUGCAAAAUAGGUGGGUGUGGUGUCUUUUUUCCUCUCUUUUUUUACAAGAUUAUAUAUCUAUGGGCCAUUAUGAAAAUAAAUAAUAAUUCCGAAGCUCAGAUGGUGAAAGAAAGCAGAGCCACUUGAUAUGUGGCAGAGCAGAAGCCUUAGUAAGAGUUAGUGGAGGCCCCAACUUGCGAUGCGCAGACUACUGCUGGCAGUGCCUUUGUUUAGUGCAGGUGUGGCCCAAAUGCACCUCUCAAAAUGUUAUUGGGCUCCAGUUCUUGUAGACCUUUGGCAGCAUAGCCAGUGGCAAAGGAUUCUGGGAGAGGUAGCCCAAAAAAAUCUGGAGGGCCACCCUUUGCUCAACCAUAGUUUAAUACGUUGUGUUGCCUGCAUCUGUAUGUGUGUAAUACAUCUUUUUUCCCUUUUUAAGUGGUCCAUUGUAAAACAUGUACAAUCUGUAUAGAAUGAAAAUAGUAGAAGCUUGUGGGAAAGUAAAUACAUUUUUGCAAUGCUGUAAUUUAUUUUUACUACUGUUUCAGCCCUACGACUGAGAAUAUGUCACCUUCUAGCUUUUUUUUAAAGCUCCUGACCAAUUUGUUCCUGUGAUGCAAAGUGUGUAAGAAGCUAUUAAAAAUAAACAAGUCUUCAAUAAAGUUGUUUCAAGAAGUCCA